Fibroporia radiculosa is the source of this 3228-nucleotide messenger RNA. RefSeq lists its product as uncharacterized. The record is from RefSeq and is a predicted model, not a curated record. The transcript is spliced from 11 exons. The coding region runs from base 1 to 3228 and encodes 1075 amino acids. NCBI's taxonomy places the organism in Eukaryota, Fungi, Basidiomycota, Agaricomycetes, Polyporales, Fibroporiaceae.
AUGUGUGUUGGUGAAAAUUGCGCUCCCCAGGCCGUUCAUUAUGUGAACGCGCAGCUUACCGCGCUCUAUGAAAACGCUCUCGACUGCGUCAAAACUCACGACAACGCCGACAAGCCCGGCGAGCAUUUCAAGUACUCCCAUGCCCUAGCUGAUUUUUCCUUCGUCGAUCCAUACAUCAAAGGGCAUCACACUAUGUUUCAAGCUAAUUUUGGGAAGCCUCGGCUUGAAUUUAUCUGUAACCACGACGCUGUCCUUCACCUUACCAUCACAAAAGGAUACUACCGUCUUGACUACAAUAGAUCUUCUACCAUGGCUUAUGCCGAAAAGGAUCGCUUGCAAAUCCUCUCCGAUGUGGAAGUUGCAUUCCGCGUAGGGUUUUCCACACGCGAGCUACGCGGCAAGGACUCGAGUAUCGGGAACGGUCAAAAUCUCAUCCAGCUGAUCGUCCUCGAUUUGCUCAAGGCACAGAUGAUCUCGGCAAAGCCUGCCAUUAUCAUCGGCAGAGAUGCAUUCGUUCAUUUUAUGUCCCAGUAUCUCAAUUUCCUCCACCAGGCCGGGAAUCACGUUCUCUUCUCGCUGCCAGAUUUCGACGAUGAUCGUUACCGUCUGACCAUCGACUACUCCCUCAUGGGAUCGCCAACCUUGGACGUCCAAGAAAUUCAUGGCAUUAAUGUCGAGAAGAUCAACACGUAUCUUUCGUCUGUCUGGCUCAAGUGUGCAAUGGCUCUCGACAGCCCGGAAGAUGUGACAGUGGACUGGAAGUCCACUAUUCUCGCUGAGUAUCGGAGUACCUGGUCGCUCCAUGCUGAUUCCGGCUUUCACUUCCAUGUCCGCCUUGGGGCCCCUCGCGUGCAGCCUGUCUGCUCACGUGAGACUAUCCUAUAUUUCACCAUCGACGAGAUAUUGUUCUUCGAAUCGGAUGACCUCAGCGUGGAAACGCAGUAUCGCUAUGGCGGCUGGGAAAUUGCAAUUCUAGUCGACAUCGUACAUGAGAAGAACUCGGACGGACAUGUUACCAGCUGCAAACUCGAUCUCACUACGGCGCGUCCUUACCAUCGCUUCUGUUCUUUUCCCAAUAUCGACAGCUCCAACGAAUUGGAGCUGUCUUACUGCACUCGUAUCCUCGAGUUUUUCACCUCAAGCUACCUCGAUGUCUUGGAGAGCAUAGACUUCCAUGUCAUUUAUCACUUCGAUGCUCGCUGGCAAAACUGGCACCUGUCCAUUGAAAACGGGGACAGUAUAGAUGAAGGGCUGGAUGAGGCCACCGAGGACUGGACGAUCACCUCACAGAGUACUAACACCAAGGUCACGGCUUGGGUCGAGCGAAUGACGCGAUGCAACAUGUUUGGAUUCGACCAGGUCUCAGCCAUCUCACAGUCGUCGAUCAAUGCUUUCUUUGCUUCCCUUUGGGCUAUCGGCUCCUCGACGAAGGUGGUCGAACGCAGUGCUGCGUUGACCCACUGGCACUACGAGAAGUUCUUUUCCGCGUCGUUCAAGCCAUUGACGGUUCGCCUGUUGAGCAAUGGACGGGCGAUCGUGUGGGUCCACAUGAACCACGGACAUAUCAAGACGCUCAAGAAUUGGAAGCCGUGGUCCGAGAGUGAAAAUUACUCGUUCGAAGGUUGGCACCUUGCGUUCGAGGUGGAAUUGAAGAAGUACGCCCAUGCGGAGUUGGAUGUCUCCAAGAGCUGGCUUGCAAAGUAUGCAGAAACAGCUGUCUUCAAGGAGCACGGCGACUGUCAAGACCGUCACUUGGUCCAUCUCGUUCUUGACUUUAAACAUGCCCAGUUUUUGCACGAGUUCUCGACGUUUGAGGGACUCUUCCAGAUGGACGAUCGUCGUCCCAUCGACAAGGUGCAAGCCGCGGUUCACUAUCUGAAGAGCCACUACCUACCGUACUUGGCACACUGGGGCUUGCACAUCAUCCACACCGUCCCUAUCUGGACGUUUGGUUCCACCCUCCCUUCGUGCGCGCUGACAAGCGUCGCAUUCCAUGUCUACUCCAAGUUGACCAUCACUCGUCAGAACUGGGCACAUGUCUCCACCGCCCAGGAGCCUGUGAUUGCCAUCCUCGGCAUGUCGAGCUUCCGCCCUCUUCCGUCCACGCAGCUCGAGUACUCCGCAGACUGGGUCGUCCGUGCUACCAAGGGCAUUUCUUACGGCACCGUCUGUGUGUCCCGCGCAGCCUUCAUGGAACAACGUCUGCUCCAUCUCCUCGCACGUGUCAACGCGCUCACGACUGUCGUGCCCAAGUUCUCCGGCAUUCACAACGGCGUCUGGAAGCUAGAACUGACGACCUGGGCAAAGCACGAAUGGAAGUCUUCAGAGGACUGCAAGUGGGUCGCCGUACCCGCUGAGCAUGAUGGGUUCUCGAAAUAUGCCUGGCAACAUCGUGACUGCUGGAAGUAUGAGCACGAGGGCUCUGGCGAUGUCGCGAAUGGAACGUAUGCCGUGUCUUGUCUCACGCGCAACUAUGUGGAGCUUCCUAGGGGAUCCCGGACCAAGUCUCUGGACAUUAAGGUGUGGGGAGAAGUCGAGGUCGAGAUGACAUUUGCAUCCGCCUUGCAGCGUGGAAGUGCGAAAUCCUCUUCUACCUGGAACACUUCACUGUGUCUCCAGAACGAUACCGACGGGCUCAAGUUGAGGGUCAUCGGCUCUCCCAAUCCCGUUAUUAAAAAGACCACGUACACCGGCGACAGAGCAUCAGAGAUGUUCACUGAUCUGGAGACCAGUCUGCGAGCCCAGCUUCCUGGUACUAUCGACUUCCGAGAGGUUCGCCAGGAGCUCCAAGCCUUCGAAGGUGUAUGGAAAUAUGGGUACGCCGGGAUGCAGACUUACUGUCUCUCAAAUCCUGUCUUCACUGCCCUCGGCGACAUCAUGUUUGAGCUUCGCCCUCACAUCCAACAAGUGGUCGGCACUGCCAGUAGUGCCCAACGUCAAGUCAGCUCGGCUAGUUUGCGUGGUCCGAGUGCCAGCAUCCGCUCGCGUUCGUCCUUCUUCGGAAAAGUGAAGGAGGUGGUCAACUCUGCUCUAUCGGAUGGCCAUGUGAACGGCGACAAAGGCGAUGCGCACAAAGAGGCUCCCGUCAACGGCAAUGGGACACACGGUGGAAAAGUGUACGCAGCCAAUGCCAUGACGCUUCCGGUAGGAGAUGCAAAGGGCGGUGGGACUGGAGAACUUGAAGUAGACGAGUUGUCAUUUCGGGUGUCUGAGGUUGUCGUGGCAUAA